Symbiodinium natans is the source of this 9705-nucleotide messenger RNA. Lineage: Eukaryota; Dinophyceae; Suessiales; Symbiodiniaceae. The record is from the annotation of a GenBank genome assembly.
AUGCGUCGUUGUUGUCCCGCUUCUUCAUGGGUUCGAGGGUUUGUUCGUGGCGGCACCAAGGAUGCACGUUCCACGUUUGGCUUCGAAGUGCCGAGCGUCACUGCCAGGGAGGGUGGAUCUGAGGUGAGCUUCCAAAAUGUUGCUGCCGAGCAUUGGGAAGCUGCAAGGAAACAGUGGAUCUCAGCACGCGCUUCAGCUGCUGGUGGGGCGUUUGCUGCAUGGUCCCUGCACCUUCCUCCAGCUCGCAGCAGCUCCCCACGCCGACGCUUGUACGCUGAGACCGUGAGCGAAAGCUCUAUGGCACGAUUGUUCAAGGGGGUGCAGUCGCACCUGGACACGGCGUCACUCAGGGACGAGGCACCAAGCCAUGAGUCCAGCAUCUUACGUCACAUCGAUUUGACGACUGACCACGUUCCUGCAGGCCGAGCUUCGAAUUCCCUUGCGCCUGGUGGUGGCCGCCGCCGAGCGACGCUGGGCGACGGAGGCAACCAUGUCCUCUUCUCCUACUUUAUCUCUUUCCAGUCAGGCUUUCCCAAGAUGGACCCUGAGGAGACCAAGGGAAAGACCAAGUCGACGAAGGUCUGGAAAGUAUGCUACUGCGCUGGCUUUGAUUUCGACAAUGGUGCUGCAGAUGGAGGUGUCGUCACAGUCUGCUCCAAUAAUGCUCCGCAGGAUUUUCCGCAGGAGAUCGGGUUGAUGAUUGUGAUCAAUGUUCAGUCCUUGAUGGGACAGGCAGGAAGUACCGACAUCACCGUGUAUCCCACUUUGCGAUUUGGUUUGGUUAUCAAUUGCGGGCAUGACGGUGUUCAGAACAGAGAGCCCGACUCUGUCUCGGGCGGAUGCACGACCACCGACACCGCAAGAUACAAGAUCAUCCGCUUCUCUUCGGAGAGCUACAAGCCCUACUACGAUCCAGAUGCGGGAUGCCGAUUUCUCCCACAGGCGUCGACAGUACUGGAUGGUGCCAAGGUCCUGGGAGGGCACCUCGGUCCGGCGAAUUGUGAGGGACCUUCCACUUGCAACGACAUUCCGGAGGAAGUCAUGAGUGGAAAAGCCCCCACAUUUCUUGAUGUGCAAAUCGAUGCCAGCUACGAAAACCGUGUGAUGGUUGCAGCGACAUACGAUGUUUGCUACUGCGACGAGAACUGCCUCAACAGCGCAUACUGGUUCAAGGCUGGCACGCUGGACGUGGAGCCUGUUGAUAGCCAUUUUACCAUUGACUAUACAACAGGCUCGUACGGGGAGCUCCCAGCCAUUGUCAAUACAGGCCGCUUGCUGGUAAUCCUCGGAAAGGGCACCGAUGCGUCGCCAGUGCAGGGCAGCUGGACUGGUGGCACCGAUGCAAAGACAAGGGAGAUGAAGUUUCUGAGGGAUGAUGAUGGGAACGUGGACAAGGACUCCUGCCUCAACACAGAGCAACCUCUCGGCAUCUCCGGACACCGCCUGAUAAGCGGCAACACAGACUACACGCAGCCCGAGACAAUUCUGGAGGCUCUAGAUCCUGGCCGCCCUCGUGGACAGCUGUAUGGAUUGGUGUGCAAUACGGCCGACCCGCCAGUCUGUGCCGCCAAUAUCCGCAUCUCAGUGCCUGGAUGGUAUGCUGUGUGCUACUGCGACUCCAACUGCAACGAAGUCAGCAAUUGGGCGGUGUUUGGACGUGAGCUGGUUGCGGGACCUUUGGCAAGGCAGACUUGGACCAGGUAUACAGGAGUCACCUUCAGCAUUGACGUGGAGGGCUUCGACCUGAAGGACACCAACCGAGCCUUGAUCUUGAGUACCUCCCAGCAGCCACAGGAUUGUGGAAAUGUCGCUCCAACCGCAAACGCAUUUGGUCCGGUGGGUCAGGCGAGCCUUCACACUCGAGAAACCACAAACUCCAGGAUGACUACCAUGGUCUGGUCUGACAUGGGCACUGAGAUCUCCUUUGACAGGAGCCAUGGCCUCAAGGAUGGUGACCGUGUCCGGCUGUCAGGAGUCAACCCUGAUCCGAGCGACAACAGCCUCGCUGCGCGAAACUUGGCGCUCAAGCGCGCAGAUAUGUACAACACUGUGCAUGAGGUGUUCGUAUCGUGUGAUGAUGAUGUGACUUCGUGCUGGAAGAUACUGGUCCCGAUCAGAUUCGCAGCUGCCGAGUUUCCCAACAUUCCCAAUGUCCCGAGUGUGGCUUGGUCUCGCACGUCGAAAGAGACGUUUACGAGAAUCAAGGUGGCGGACGGCGCACAGUCACCUGAAGGGCGAGGCUAUGUGGUUUGCUGGUGCAACGAGUGCGGCUUGGCGGCCACGGACUUCGGAAGCUAUGUGGGCCAGGCUGGCUCAAUCACGGUCAAGAUGCCGAACUCCAUGCCGGAGGCGUACUUGGGCUUGACUACGAUCAUGCCUGACCAAUCGCCUGGGUCAACAGCUCCUGGUAGUCCGGUUGCCAUCGCAUUUGUGACCGGAGAUGUUGCGCACUACGCAACUGCAACUGGUCAGCAGCACCUGGUCUUUGAGAUCAUGCCAGGGCUGGAUGAAGCGGCUGGAGUGGUCAGAGAUGUGCUGCUUCCACGAACCAACCUUCUGGAGCCUCUCGUCGCGUCUGCUGACACUGACGAGCCAGCAGAGGCUCGCCAAGACUUUUGCGGAAAGAUCUUUGUCGAGUUGUGGUCAGAGGAUCCUGAUGGCUUUCCGAUGCCGGACGGUUGCUACUACAGCGAGGAUAACACGGAUCCAAGCAUGAUUGUGAAGCAGCUGCACAUUCUUUUCAGCGAGCGCAACCAUUUGAAGAAAAACACCAGGUACAUGGCUAUCACCAACAUGAACAUCCUCGGGGAGUUGAAGUUUGAUUUUCCACCCAGUGGUGCCGUUUGGGUCUGGUCCAUGGAUGAUGCAUUCAACAACCCGUUUGGUGUGAUCGAGAAGGGUGCCGCUUAUCCGUCUCCAGAGACCCGAGUUCCGCCCAGAGACACGCUGGGAGUACCGCAAUUCAGCCAAGUGGGUGAUCCUCGCUUUCAUGAUGAGGGUACGCCUGCAACGGGAUUCCGACUGCUUGGAACAAACGGAGCGCUAAUUGAGGAGAUGUUGACCUUCUGCAUACCCCAUGAUGAGAAGAAUCCCAGCGUGUCACCCACCAUAGACAACCAGUGCAAAGUCUGCUUCAGCGAAGAGGAGUGCGGAAAUGGUGGUAACGGCGUGCCGCCCGAUCCAUCACUGAGCUUCUGCAGAUCUCCGAUUGACUUGAAGUGCCCGCAAGCGAAUGGCAACUUGCUGAAUGUGCGGGCAUUUGCCUUCGAACUGAAGGCAAGACUUGGCUAUCCGAUCAAGCCGCAGUCCAUACUCCGCCUCUGGCUGCAUCCGCUGACUCAGUGGAACAUCGGUCCAUCCUGCCAGGUGGGCUUCUUUGCCAACGCAUGCACACCUCCAGCUGUUGGGGGAACUUGUUCCAGCCCUAUCUGCCAGCCGGAGUCUGUGGUCGGUGGAACGGUGGUAGGCAUUGCCUCCUGGCCGGUCAACACGUUGAAGAUCGUUCUGCCAAACAUCAUGGCUGACGUCACGAACUUGGUCCCGAUGGCUAUGGAGAUUGGAAACUUGCCGUUGCCCGCGGGCGGCUUCUUCCCAUCAGUGGUCACCGCUGAGAUCACGAAAGAUGACGGGUUUGCCCCUGACUAUUGGGACAUCCCAAAGGCCCUUGCAGUCGCAACGGUUCAGGGUGGAGGUGCACGCCUCUACAAGAAGCCGGAAAUUCUGGCAGCAGCGCUUGUGUCAAAGGUUGGUGAUGGGAACCAGGCACCUUUCAAGGGCGACACUGGCAACAGGAUUUAUGCACGCAUAGCUUUCGGAACGACCUUUCAUGGCUUUGGCAAUUUGGUCGAGAUCCAGUUCAAGCUUCCAGUGGGUUAUGCGUGCGCAAUGAGCCAGCAGGGUGGCACCGUACCCGAUUUGCAGCUUCUGGCAAGCAAGUUCCCAUCCACAAAAGGUCGGUUGGGUGGCAAACUCACCGAAGUUCGAUACCGCAACAUCCCAGCGACUCCCAAUGUUAUGUGUCAGCUCACUCUGCUGCAGGACAUGAUCGUCUAUGCCAGAAGCGUUUACUUCGUGGAGCUGGUUGUAGACAAUCCAUCUGCAGCUCUCAAGAGGGAUGACCCGACCAACAUGUGGUCCGUGGGAGUUGUCCACAAUGGCUUCAAUCCAGCUGAAACCAUCCAGGACAAACUUUUGUCGACCCAGCAGCUGUCGUUCUGUCCUGCUCCACGAAGUACGUUGCUCUGCUUGGAAGAUCUGGGGAUGGACUAUGCCGGCUCGAUCUCGGUACUUGGAAAGCUGACAGACUUCUUCAUCGCGCCAUCCCAGUACGGUGUGGGACAGCUGAAUACUCUGUCCGUUUUCUUCAUGACGGAACAAGAGGUAGGCUCAUUGACCAGCGUGGAGACAGAGAUCUGGGUUGAUGCGCCAUCUGGUUUUGAUUUCGGUCAGUAUUGCUCAGUCUCCACGCUUGAUCCCAUCUACUACAUUCCUGAAGGUCGUGGCACUUCGCCACUUCCAACCGGACAGCUCAUUCCCUGUGUGGGAGCGCCAACUUCGGAUUCGGAGCUGACCUACAACCGCGCCAAGAUCUCGACCACCGGCCGGCUGUUGAGGGCGACCUUCUAUGGUUUUGGCGUCCAAGUCAAAAAUGCUGACAUCUACGUCCGAACUCAGCUCAACGAGUGGCGUCUCUGGACCUACGUGAAGGCCACCGGCUAUGGAGUUGAUGGUACCUAUGAGACAGCUCGGGUCAACGAGCGUGUGCCAGCGGGACCAGACACCAGCUGGGGCAUGUACCUCCAGAGCAUGCCGCUUGAGAACUUUCAAGUGGCCUUCUCCACAUCGCGACCCACGGUGUCAGGGGUUCCUCCCGCUGACAUCACCGUCCUUCCCAUCAUCGUUACGUUUCCCACGACCCGGGCCAUCCGAGUCACGGCACCUGCGGGCUACGAGUGGGACUUUGAGCAGGUGGACUUCCGGUACCAAGCCCCAGGUGUGGGAGUGAAUCCGCUCAAUGUGGUGGAUGGUGCAGAGGCUGACAUUCCAAUCAGCGGUAAGCCCGCACGUCCCAACUCAGAGCCGAAGAACGUCCUAACGAUGGACUAUAUGCAGUUGGCGUGGACGCCUGGCGUGAAGUAUGGCUUCGCCUGCAAGAUCCGGAUUCCUAUGGUUCCUCCGACUGGCUCAGCCAACCAGUUCACCAUUGAGUUUGGAUAUAACGAGGACCUCCUUGCAAACCGCUUGGAGGCAGGCACAGCUGACGCGCCCGUCGUCCAGCGUCUCAUCAAUGGCGAAAUCACCUACACAACAAGCAUUAUGGAUUUGACGGUCGACAUCACCUUUGCUUUGGAAACCAUCACGACCAUCCCGGAAGGCGGAGGGCUUGUGAUCAUCGGGCCUCCGAACUUCCUCUUCCAGCAGUAUUGCCAGCCCAAGCCUGCCACGAGCUUCCCGGAGCUGCCAUAUGACUCGACCUGUCUGUAUUCUCAAAUCACGGCUACUGGUCAGCCAAGGAUCUCCAUCAUUGCUGGUCCGCAAGGGAUUCCUGGCAUGUACUACAAGUUCUCCCUGGCGGCACGCAACCCUCCACAGGCAGUUGCCCUGGUAGAUGCUGGCGUGUGGACGCUGCUGUCGUACAGCCUGAUCAGCGAAGAGAUUGUGCUGGACCAGAACACGACCAUUCCAGGCUAUGCGGUGGCACGGCCCAUGGUGUCAGCGUCGCUGGUCAUGCAUCCCCGCGUUGACUGUACAUUCACCACGCUGGAGGAGCGAGCCAUUGAUGCAACGCUGCCGGAGACGUUCUGUGACUUCGAGCAUUGGCAGUUCUAUCCUCCGAGGGGAUAUCGCGACGACCGACCAAAUAGACCGACACAGCUCAUCUUCAAGAUGCAGCUGGGAGCACAAGUUCAAGACACGGGUGUGCUGACAGUUCGGGCACCCGACGGCUAUGUCUUUGAUGCUGAGUGCCGUGUGGUCACCAAACCCUCCUCGCGAAUUUUCAACGACUCGGCAGUGGACGGAACGUUGCCUGCUGUGCCGAACAACGUCCCUCUUGAUCCAGGACUUCCUUACACAGUCCGAGGGUAUGCUCAGCGAUACAAUACCUGGCCGGAUGCUGUCGACACACUGAGCUGCCUUGGUCGCGGGAAUGAGGCUCGAAUUACGUUCACGGCAGGCCUGGCUCUCUUCAACACCUACCUGUUUCGGCUUUCUGUGCUGCAGAAUCCGCCUGUGACUCCCGAGUAUAACUACUUCCUGUUGGAGUACAACGGCGAGGCAUCGCUGCCCUUCCCCGGAAUAGAUAUUUGGGCGUUUGGCAACACGACCAUCGUCCCUACCACCACAGCUGCAUCUCGUGCAGACUACUCGACAUCCAACGAGGUGACAAUUCAGCUUCGCCCAGUGAACGUGGUACCAAAUGGAGGUCAUUUGAGGGUGACAGCUCCCAGCGGCUUCCUCGUACCAACGGCUUGCAUCAUGACGCUGAGGGUGCACGAGUCGGAAAUGCCCAACAUCUCAGCAUAUGCUCCGGGCCCUGAACGAGCCCAGCUGUUGCUAUGGGCCGAGUUCUUGCCCUCUCACUUGGUCUGCCAGGGUGACCAAACGCCAUCUAGCCGCGGCAGGCUGCAGCUGACACAAGAGGGCAAGUACAUGAAGAAGGGGGUGCUGUACGUGAUGACGCUUCAGGUCUCCAAUCCGCAGACGACUUCAGCAGUCCCUGAAGAUUGGCACGUGCAAUCGUACGAAGACUUGACCGUCAACAACAUUAUCGACGAGAGCUACAUCCCCGGAUUUAUCAUCAAUACCGCUGUCCAGUCGUUUGCCUACCUGGCCCCCGAGUCCACCAACGCCCUGAUCAAGCAAAGGUUGGACUUCAACAUGUCGUUCCCAGGCAUUGCUGCGAUUGGGGACCGGAUUCAGAUCGUGGCCCCUGUGUCGUACAUGUUCAGCGAACCUGGUGAUCGCCGGUGCCCCCAGUAUAUCUUCCUGGAUGGUGCAAUGACCAAAACGAUACCAAGCUGCAGUGCUAACACGAUCAAUUGGCACCUCAUGGACGAGUCCAUCCCAGCUCUGAGCCCUGUUCGCUUCAUGGUCCAAGUCCAGAAUCCCCCUCGAACACCGACCAUUAACCUGUUCCAAGUACGCCAGCUGGAUGCCAAUGGAACUUUGAAGUCUUCUCGAAUGAUCACGGGCUACGAGAUUGUUCCAGAGCUUGUCAGCCCUAUGGUGAUGCAGGCCCCGGCCAUUUUCCCUUGCCGCAUCGACGUGAACUUGGUAACUGGCUUGCCUUGCGAGGGCACUGGAUCCUUUUCGGCGGCUAUCAUCAGCUUCACUGCCACCCGAAGUGCAGAGCUGGUUUCCAUGCAAGCCCAUGUGAACGGCGAUUCUUAUGACUUCACCAAUGCUCGGUUUGGUGAUGGCAUGGAUGGGCCCAUUGUCGUCUAUGGCAGAAAUGAGAAGAUUGUCGUCAUCGAGAUGAUGGUGCACGAUGGUGUGCAAGCAAGCAUCACUAUUCACAAUGUGCGGAAUCCGAUGACGCCCGGAAUCUCUAAAUGGAGUGUGACAACAUACGUCAAGGGGCCUAUUCCUGGAGUCCCGACGACCACAACAGUCAUGCCAGUUGUGGCGUGCUCUACAAUCGGUGGAAUAUGUGGCAUGUUCCCCCAGCCAGAAGCAAGACGAGACGAGAAGUUGGACCUGGAAUCAAUGGCCGUGCUCGGGUACAUAAGUGCGCUCUCAAACUCCUUCAUCAACCCCAUCUACUAUGGCGUGAAUGAUGCCCUGGUGACAUUCGAGCUGCGCGGGGAAACGCCUCAUGAAGUGAACGACGUCCUUGUUGUGACAAGACCUCCCGGCUACACUUUGCAUGCCGGAGGAUUGAGAGCUCUGAGAUCCGUGAGCUUUGGGGAGAACGGCUUGGACUUUCGGCGCAAGUGGAGUACGGACUUCAACAAUCCGGAGGACUACUACGCCGUUCUGACCCAACCGGUGCCCGCCGGGACCACGAUCCGCUUCCAGCUCGGCGUGGCGUCCCCGCCUCUCGCGGAGAAGGUGAUGAACUGGCAUUUCACGACCUGGCGGGUUGAGCCACUGGUCGAUGAGGAUGGGGCGAUUGUCGAUGCCUCCAUGCCGAUCUAUCCCUGGAUCGGUCGCACAAUCACGGCCACGGGAACCAGUGAUGGCGCUUUCAGCGGCUUCCUGCUAGUGGGGCAGGUGCCUUUUUCGGUGACUCCCUCGUUGCAGACCCCGGGGGCCGAGAUCAAGCUGACAAUCAACUUCGGCGUGGCCGACGGCGUGGAAGCUGAUGAAAGCGUUCGAAUGGAGGUCUCUGCGCCGGACGGCUUUGUCUUUGCCGACUCGUGCCGAUAUGGGGGCAGCCCGAUCUUCUCGAAGUGCACCGGCUUCCUAAACCAGGCAACUUUGGUCACAGCACGGCCAAGGCUGCGUGGCUCGGACAUCACGGUAGACCUGCGAGUCAGCAACCCUGGACUGACGCCAUCGCCGAACUACUUCUACGUGGCACUUUUCCAAGAUGAGAGCACUCAGUACGUACGGUGGUCGCAGACUCUGAGCUAUGAGAUCAUGGGUAUGGGCGUUGUGUACAAAGGAAACAAUCAGCUCGGAGAGGCAGCGUCUGGCUUCUUUACGUUCACCCCGGUGCGGCCUUCCCCUUCUCCUGUGGUGCACAUCGUUGUUACGCCACCGCCCAAUGCAGGUUUCCGUGUGCUGUGCACCGGCAUCAGCCCGCUGGGCUUCGUGUUCAUGCCAAACUGCGAGCAUGGGGGCCUGUCUUGGCUCAAGGAUCCCAGUCUUAGCUUUCCAAAUCCAGAUGUUCAUAGCGACGUGAUGAUAUGGCUGGUCUUCUUGUCCACCGGGGUUACGGUGCUGGCCGAGCGCCCUCAUGUUGAUGCUGAUGGCUUUCGCCAGGUAAGCUUACAGGCAGAUGGGCCUGCUUCCUUUCUGGACCUUUGGAGACGGAGCUCUGCAAAGGAGCAGCAUCAUCACAAGGUGCAGCCGCAAAGCUGGCAACAGGAGGCGAUGACGGGCACUGCGAACGACGAGACGAAGACCGAGAAGGCGACAACGGGCACUGCGAACGACGAGACGAAGACCGAGAAGGAAUCUCCUCCAAACAAGGGAUCAAAUCCAGACGAUCAAGAAAUAUCAGACCCUGCACCACCAAGAGAGGAGGAUGCAGAAAUCCCUGGCUCGCAAACAUGGAAGCAAGCGAAAGAAAUGAACACCUGCGAGUUGAGAGAGGCUUACCCGUGUGGACCAAAGCUGAUUCAUUGCUGCUGCAGGUUCGGCUGCGAGUUUGUCGAAAACAUUGACAAGUGUGACAAGUGCAAGGAUGAUGCUGCCAUCGUCAAGGCAAACAUGAUCCCGGCUUCUCAGCUCUGGGAGAAGAGAGUCAAGGAAGGCAUUUGCAACGCCGCACGGAGUCAUCCAUGUGGACCUGGGUGCUGCUGCAAUGCUGGUUGGUCGUGGAGCAAGGAGCUGCGCAUCUGCCAAAGCGAAGAAGAGAAGGCUGCUGGUAAAGAGAAGGGCAGCGACAAUGGACAGGACAAAAGUGGUGAUUCGAAUGAAUCGCAGUCAGACGAUGACGGAGGUGGAAGUGGCUCUUCAGAGAAGAGUUUCGCCAAAGCAGCUGGAGGUCUUGGAGGAGCACUGGCCAUCUUUCUGUGGGCGCAGGUGCAGGUCUGA